Molecule: messenger RNA, 1530 nt
Organism: Symbiodinium natans
Lineage: Eukaryota; Dinophyceae; Suessiales; Symbiodiniaceae
Source: the annotation of a GenBank genome assembly
AUGGAGUGGGCUGCUCUGUUCGCUUUCUACACGCUGAACUUGGCAGCUUGGUAUGUCGCCGAACAGUCGGCAUACUGGCCACUAUUGGGGCUGAUGCGUUGCUGGGCGGCAUUCCUGGGAUGGUACACGUGGGAUGCUCUGUGGUGUUGGAAGGCUUCCUUUGAGCACCGCCUGGACCGCGGUAAGCAUGGCAGUCCAUCCAACAAGCGCCGCCCAGAUCUCGCUUCCUUUGAGUCCCGCCUGGACUGCGGCAAGAUCGGCAGUCCAUCCAACCAGCGCCGCCCAGAUCUCCACCAAGCUUGGUCAGAGUUGGGGCUUGGCAUCUCAACCUCCUCGCUUUCCACUUGCACCUCUGAUGGCUCGAGGCCACGUCGGCGGGGCUCUGCAAGUAAGCAGCUUCCAGGCCUUCAAGGCACCUUGGACGAUGACGUGGCGACCCACCUCGACUUGGACCACGUCCGGCUGUCCUUUGAGUCCUUCUUAUGGGGUCGGAUCUAUGUCGGAUUGGGAGCGUGGGCCAACAUGAUCUUCGGUGCCAAGGACACGCCUGGGGCGCUGCGCUUUGGAGUGUGGCACUUGCUCCACCGCUUAGGCUGGCCCCGCACUGUGAGGGAUCCUCGCCGAACAUGUGCGGAACUACUUUUGCAGACAAGUUUGGCAAUCUACUUGCAAGAGCUCCGAAGCAUUGAUGGAUGCAAGGGUGCUACAGGUGCUACAGGUGCUACUGCUACGUUCCGGAUCCCAGCAGUUCCCCAUCUGGUUGAGCCAGGAAGAAUGGAGCAGAAGAGCUUGGAGGUAAAGGUAGACCUCAGGAAGAGACGGCUGGUGACUGCUACCUAUGGUGACGACAGGCUUCGUCCAGACGAGGCCAUGGUCUUGCUGAACAUUGCUUGUUCUUUCAUGAUUCACCCUAUGCUUCACGCCUUUGCGAACUGGUCCACCACGCCAGAAAGCCCGAACAAAGAAACCAGACGCAGUUCCAUAGCCACCAUCCUUUUCAACUACUAUGGUAUGAAUGCCUUCGCACAUUGGUGUGACUUCGUCUGUUCACUUGGGAUGGGCCAAGUAAGUGGAGAGACUUUCAAGGCCAUGGUCAGCUGUGGAAUGCGCCAGCAUGUGCCACCGCACGACAAGGUGUCGUUGUUGAGUGACCACAGCCGCUUCGUGAGAUUUGUCGUGAAGGUCCGCAGGUUUUUCCUGAGCAGAUUCAGCCAGUACCAAGCAGAUUUCCCGGGCAUCGAUGGCGAGGCGCUCUUCUUGGCGACUGUGGUGCAUCCGUUGGACCACUUUAGCUUGGUGACGCUCCAGAGCGCACAUGACAUGGUCUGUGUCAAUCCAGAAUUCCACUCAGACCUUGAACUCAUCCGGUCGACAGUCGUCAUGUGCUCGGACAAGCUUUGGCUCACUUACCUGCUUCACGACUUCAGCUUUGAGGGAUCCUCAUAUGUGCUUUUCAGGUCAACCUACGACUAUGCAAAAACCAUUGAUGCGAAGCUGGCUGGGGAGAUGGAGUGCUGCGUGAUGCGCUGA